UUUUAGGAGGCUCGGUAAAAUGGUAGGAAACUGGAACAGGAGCUGUAACAGUACGUUUCAACAAGAAGUGUUACCUCCCAUCUACGGUGUGGAGAUGUGUGUGGCGCUGGUGGGGAACAUACUGGCGCUGUGGCUGCUUGUGACUAAGGAGAAGAACUGGCACAUGGGAGUGGUGUUCUCCUGCAACCUGGUCAUCAGUGACAUCUUUUACGCCCUCACUCUGCCCCUUCUUAUCGACUACUAUUCAAGAGGUCGACAGUGGAUAUUUGGUGAUGCUGUCUGCAAAAUAGAGCGCUUUCUCUUCUCCUGUAACCUCUACGUCAGCAUUUACUUCAUCAUGUGCAUCAGUGUUCAUCGAUACCUGGCCAUCGUUCAACCAAUCUUCAUGCGCAAACACAUUCGCCCAAAACACGCCAAGAUCAUCAGUGUGUUCGUCUGGAUCUUUGUGGCAAGCAUUUCAUCUCCACUUCUCUACUUUUCAGAUGUCUAUAAUGCCAAAUGUUUCGUAUAUGCAAAUCUAGAUAAAAAAUCAAGCCUAAAGUCUACCUACAGGGUGUUUAUGGGUGUUAUAGGCUGCUUUGUCCCAUUUGUAAUUACUUUUUCAUCAUAUUUUGGUGUAACAAUGGCUGUUUAUAAAAAUGCAAAUAUCACCUCACUCCAGAAGAAAAAAGUGGCUCUGAUUAUUGGAUUAGUCUGUGUCUUGUACACUCUGUCUUUUGUCCCCUAUCACAUUUUACAGAUAGUGAAUUUUAAACUGAGAGAAAAAGGCAAGACUAAUUGUUAUGUGCGUAAUGGAUACCAAGUGUCAAUGGCAUUAGUUUGUCUGAACAUGUGCCUCCAUCCCAUCCUGUAUAUGGCUGUGUCUGACAGUAUCAGGGCAGUGUGCUGUAGAAGGAGCUCAAAUGUAUCAAACUUAUAA
This is a messenger RNA of Ictalurus punctatus (channel catfish), 919 nucleotides long. Its product is annotated as P2Y purinoceptor 11-like. Gene Ontology annotation, cellular component: plasma membrane. Gene Ontology annotation, biological process: G protein-coupled receptor signaling pathway; cellular response to ATP; calcium-mediated signaling. NCBI's taxonomy places the organism in Eukaryota, Metazoa, Chordata, Actinopteri, Siluriformes, Ictaluridae. The transcript has a single exon. Gene Ontology annotation, molecular function: neurotransmitter receptor activity; G protein-coupled ATP receptor activity. The record is from RefSeq and is a predicted model, not a curated record. The coding region runs from base 20 to 919 and encodes 299 amino acids.